AUCUUACUUUCACUCAUGUCUCCUUGCUUUUCUAAACGUACUCCUAAAGUUUCACGAGUGUCAAAUGUCUGCACUAGCCUUACAGUACUUAUAUCCAUAUGUCAAAGUCAAGUGUACCCCGCCAUACACCAACUUGACCCCUGCUGAGCACCCGUUCCAAUGACCUCAACACCUCUUUCAGACACUCCUCUCAAGCCCCCCUGCCUCAUCUUUACCGAGGGUAUAAAAGUCAAGUGGAAGACAAAUACUUUGCACUUUUACUUUUUGACAACUCAAAGGAUUUUGAAGUGUCUGGAUGUGGAUUAUUGGCACACAGCCUCAAGAUGCCCACCGGAACCGAUUCUGAAACAAUCCUCUCAGAAACCAACAAACCAGGGAAGGAAAUUAAAUCCAAUAAGAAUAAGAAGACAAAUACAGGAAACGUUUCGGUUUAUGUGCCGGGCAUUCCAGAGCCAACAAGCAGAGCUGAGCUCAUGAAGUACUGGAUGCGUUUUACUUUGGAUGAUAAAACUUCCAACAAGAUGUUGUGGAUUUCUGACAGCGGGUUUAAGGUGUUUCGUAGAACUGAGGAGGUUUGUCCCGUGCUUGAUAGACCAGAGAGAUACGAGUACUCUCCACAGGUGGUGUGCAAAGAAGGAAUUUGGAACAUGAGGGCCUACUGGGAGGUGGAGUAUUCGGGGUGGGUGGUAAUUGGAGUCGCCUAUGAAGGAGCAGGAAGGAGGGCACACUCUGGGCCGUGCGGCCUCGGAGAAAAUGAGGAGUCCUGGGGUCUGUGUUGGUCAGGAACAUGUUACCAGAUCUGGUUCAACGGUAUGAACAACGACAUAAAGGAUGUCCCGUACUGCUCCACAAUUGGAGUUUACAUCGACCAGCCUGCGGGGGUUAUAAGCUUUUAUGUUGUGACCGGUGAGGGGGCAGAGAGGGAGGUUAAGCUGUUGCAAAAAGUUAAGACUACUAUAGAGAAAAAGAUUCUUCCAGGUUUCUGGAUAGGAAUUCAAUCCUCAUGCACAAUACUGCAGAGACCAGAAUGAAUUGCUGAAGCUAAAAAACGAAUCAAAUGUGUUAAUGAUGAUGACGCUACAGUCAGGUUUUAACACUUUGACAAAUGUUAAAUGCUGCACAAAUUCCUGUAAUUCUUAUUCAAUACCUGAAACUGUUUUUAAUCGAUCUAACUUUGAGAAAUACAUUUCUUUUUUGUCUAGUACUUUUUUGUCGUAUACUCCUUUAUUGUAUACUGUAUGUCUGGUUCUAUAGCAUCAGAUUGGAUAUUUAUGCACUGAUUAUGAUUUUGAUGUAUGAAUGUUGAAUGUCUUUAU
Sander lucioperca (pikeperch) is the source of this 1316-nucleotide messenger RNA. Its product is annotated as stonustoxin subunit beta-like. The record is from RefSeq and is a predicted model, not a curated record. NCBI's taxonomy places the organism in Eukaryota, Metazoa, Chordata, Actinopteri, Perciformes, Percidae. The coding region runs from base 324 to 1031 and encodes 235 amino acids. The transcript has 5 exons. Gene Ontology annotation, molecular function: protein binding.